AUGCGUGUCGCGCAGGACUACUUGGUGUUCCUCUCUUUCAUCGCGAUUUCAGUGUCCGCCAUUGGAUUCGAGAAACGAGCGACAGUUCCAGCGUUUGUCCGUCAAUUCGCUCCGGUGGUGUUCCUCGACUCUACGGAAGCAUUCUUUCCCAGUGACAUUGCCUUACAAGUCGCGAACACUCACCCUGAAGAUUUCACGGGGCGAAAUAUCACUCCGCCUGCCCCCUUGACCUUGUCCAACCUCAACAUCCUGAACACCUUCGGGAGCAACAAUGGCAGCAACGUCUCUCUCACGUCCGACGAGGGCAUCCGUGCCCUGCCUUCGUGGUUCAACGGCCAAAGGCCUGUCGUCGAUGGCUCGUUACCAGAUAACACGACCGCCACCGCUGUCGUGACCGUGAGCAAACCCAACAACAUCCUGGACGCCUUUUUCUUCUUCUUCUACGCCUACAAUCGCGGGGACUGGAUCUUCGGACUCCCUAUACUCGAACUGGGCGACCACGUCGGCGACUGGGAACAUGUGAUGGUGCGGUUCCAGAACGAGACGCCGCAGGCGAUGUGGUUCAGCGAACACUCCGGGGGGCAGGCCUUCACGUUCAGCGCCAUCCCGAAAUUCAACAACGGGACCCGACCCAUCGUGUACAGCGCCAAUGGCACCCACGCCAACUACGCCACGCCGGGGCCGCACCCGCUGAACAUCACGGGUCUCAACCUGGGGACCGGCCUGCCCAUCUCGCCCGUCACAGACGAGACCGACCCGGGCAUCCUGUGGGACCCCCUCGCCAACGCGUUCUUCUACUCGUUCGACAACACGACGCAGAAGUUCGCCGCCUACAACGACAUCGACUCCACCGGCUGGUUGAAUUUCAACGGCAUCUGGGGCGACCUGCAGCUCCCCCUCAAUGCCUCGGGCCAGGUCGACCUGCUCGGCCAGAUCAAGUACGUAAGCGGGCCGACGGGACCCAAGUUCAAAGGCCUCGGCAGAGUGGACGUCUGUAACACCGACGUCGAUUCUUGUGUCGUCCUGACGUCGGUGGGAUCGUGA
Fonsecaea erecta is the source of this 1044-nucleotide messenger RNA. RefSeq lists its product as hypothetical. Lineage: Eukaryota; Fungi; Ascomycota; Eurotiomycetes; Chaetothyriales; Herpotrichiellaceae. The coding region runs from base 1 to 1044 and encodes 347 amino acids. The transcript is spliced from 2 exons. The record is from RefSeq and is a predicted model, not a curated record.